CCACCACCGCCCGCGCCGCACCCUUCCCGAGCCGAGCCACCCCGGCCAAGUCCCAGCACGCGCUCAGCCGACUUCCAGCUCAGCUAGAUCCUCGCGAGAUCCUCCCCCUGCUCCCGCCACGCCCCACACCAAAUCCUAUAAGUACUCUCACGUUCCCACUCGCCAAGAACCAACGAGCAAAGCCAAGAGCCCAUCGCCACCAAGAUCCUAGCGAGCAAUCGAUCGAUACUUGAGGCAGCCGGCGGUCGAUGGACUUCGACGAGCAGGAGGGGGGGUACGCGACGGUGAUGUCGGCGCCGCCGAAGCGUCCCGCGGGGCGGACCAAGUUCCGGGAGACGCGGCACCCGGUGUACCGCGGCGUGCGGCGGCGCGGGCCCGCGGGGCGGUGGGUCUGCGAGGUGCGGGAGCCCAACAAGAAGUCGCGCAUCUGGCUGGGCACCUUCGCCACCGCCGAGGCCGCGGCGCGCGCCCACGACGUCGCCGCGCUCGCGCUCCGGGGACGCGCGGCGUGCCUCAACUUCGCCGACUCGGCGCGCCUGCUCCGCGUCGACCCGGCCACGCUCGCCACGCCAGAGGACAUCCGGCGCGCCGCCAUAGAGCUCGCUGAGGCGUCCGGCGCGCACGACGCCGCCGCGGCCGCCGCCUCCUCCUCGUCCGCCGUCGACGCGGCGCCCCCGACGAUGGCGCACCAGGAGGAGCCGGCGCCGUACGACUACGCAAUGUACUACGGUAACAUGGACUUCGACCAGCCAUAUUACUACGACGGCGUUGGCGGCGGCGGCAACGGCGGCGGCGGCGACUGGCAGAACAGCUGGCAUAUGGACGGGGACGACGACGGCGGCGGCAGCGACAUGACACUGUGGAGCUACUGAGUCCAAACCAUAGGAUGUUGAAACGGAGAAGCUGAGUUUUGGAGGGAGCUACAAUUUAAUUCAAGUUCAAGUUUGUAAACGAUCGAAGGGUGAAGGGUAUGCAAAAAAGCAUUUUGCCCUUUUCCUUAAAAAAUAAAAAGACCAACUCUGCUAAA
This is a messenger RNA of Phragmites australis (common reed), 1027 nucleotides long. RefSeq names its product dehydration-responsive element-binding protein 1C-like. Bases 249 to 872 code for a protein of 207 amino acids. Gene Ontology annotation, biological process: regulation of DNA-templated transcription. The record is from RefSeq and is a predicted model, not a curated record. Gene Ontology annotation, molecular function: DNA binding; DNA-binding transcription factor activity. The transcript has a single exon. NCBI's taxonomy places the organism in Eukaryota, Viridiplantae, Streptophyta, Magnoliopsida, Poales, Poaceae.